CGUGACGUCAAGACGCCACGAUCCGGGCGUCGAAGCCCAAGGAAGACAAGAGCCAGCCGGGUGGGGAGCAGUCCUGCGGCCGUGUUGCUAUCAUUCGGAGCCGCCGCUGACGAGUCCCGGGGGCGUACGGACGAGACAGUGAAAAAGCAGUCUGGCUCCCGAGGUCCACCCCGUACACCCCAGGGUCCAGAUGGCGGCCAACGUGGGUGAUCAGCGUAGCACGGAUUGGUCCUCUCAGUACAGCAUGGUGGCCGGGGCAGGCAGAGAGAGUGGCAUGGAGACCCCCAUGCACGAGAACCCCGAGUGGGAGAAGGCCCGCCAGGCCCUGGCCAGCAUCAGCAAAGCGGGAGCUGCCGGCAGCUCUGCCAAGGCCAGCAGCAGCGGGCCCGUGGCCAGUGCACAGUACGUGUCACAGGCAGAAGCCUCAGCUCUCCAGCAGCAGCAGUACUACCAGUGGUACCAGCAGUACAACUAUGCCUAUCCGUACAGCUACUAUUACCCUGUGAGCGUGUACCAGAGCUACGGGUCCCCCUCCCAGUACGGGAUGGCCAGCUCCUAUGGCUCAGCUGCGCCGCAGCAGCCGUCCGCACCGCAGCACCAGGGCGCUCUGAACCAGCCCCCGGUCCCGGGCAUGGACGAAGGCCUGUCCUACCAGGCGCCCCCUCAGCAGCUGCCGGCGGCCCAGCCCCCUCAGCCCUCCAGUGCCCCGCGGGGGGCUCACCCUUUGAGCAGCGGCCCGCAGCCCGGGACGGCCCCUGCCACGCAGCACAGCCAGGCAGGAUCCGCCUCGGGCCAGGCCUACGGGCAGCACGGCUACAGCGAGCCCGCCAAGCCCAAAAAGGGCCAGCAGCUGUGGAACCGCAUGAAGCCGGCUCCUGGGACUGGCGGGCUCAAGUUCAACAUUCAGAAACGGCCUUUCGCUGUCACAAGCCAGAGCUUCAGCUCCACCACGGAGGGCCAGCACGGCAGCUUCGGUCCCCAGCCCAACCCCGAGAAGGCCCAGAACCACAGGGGGAACCUGUCCGGGAAGCCCGACGACUGGCCGCAGGACAUGAAGGAGUACGUGGAGCGCUGCUUCACCGCCUGCGAGUCGGAGGAGGACAAGGACCGGACGGAGAAGCUGCUCAAGGAGGUGCUGCAGGCGAGGCUCCAGGACGGCUCGGCCUACACCAUCGACUGGAGCCGGGAACCCCUGCCGGGGUGCGUGGGGCCAGGGGGC
Molecule: messenger RNA, 1219 nt
Organism: Physeter macrocephalus (sperm whale)
Lineage: Eukaryota; Metazoa; Chordata; Mammalia; Artiodactyla; Physeteridae
Product: leukocyte receptor cluster member 8-like
Exons: 8
Cellular component (GO): nucleus
Source: RefSeq, a predicted model, not a curated record